Molecule: messenger RNA, 1956 nt
Organism: Fusarium poae
Lineage: Eukaryota; Fungi; Ascomycota; Sordariomycetes; Hypocreales; Nectriaceae
Exons: 5
Coding region: 1-1956 (651 amino acids)
Biological process (GO): glycerophospholipid catabolic process
Cellular component (GO): cytosol; intracellular membrane-bounded organelle
Molecular function (GO): A2-type glycerophospholipase activity
Source: RefSeq, a predicted model, not a curated record
AUGGCCUCGAGGGAGCUAUUAGUGGUCAUACUGAACCACACUAACGAAGAGCUCAAUCUCGAGCUCGAGUCCCCGAGCCUUGAACACGCUCACUGGCUGGACUCGUCAGACUCGCGGCCGCCGCAGGAGAUACUGGCAGGAGAGAGCGGAAUGCUGCGCUGCGAACCGAAUCACAUGGGCAGAGGGUUUGAGGGUUCUGUUACUUACCGAAUCGUUGGCUUCGAGAUGAACAACAAGGUGACUUUUUCAUGGAACAUUCCUACCACUGAUGGACAAUCUUUAUCAAGUCUCAAGUUCCGUGCCGUUCCAAACGCCCCUGACGGAUACGCACCAGCUCAGGUCUCGUGUCCAAAAACACGUCCGGUCAUCCGUCCAGCAACGACAUUGUCGACUGAUGAGGCAACAUGGCUGCAACUUCGCGACAACAACACCAUUUCCGCGCUAAAAGACUUUCUGAGCCGGGCUAAUAUUGGCGACAUAGACACUGGAAAGUAUGUCGAUGGCCUCAUCAGUAAUGCCACAAGGUUACCGCGGAUUGGGAUUGCUAUCUCUGGUGGAGGUUAUCGGGCCAUGAUCAAUGGGGCUGGCGCUAUCGCCGCAUUUGAUGACCGAAGCACAGGUUCAACAGACAAAGGCCAUUUGGGAGGUAUUCUCCAGGCCGCAACGUACCUCAGUGGUCUAUCUGGGGGCAGCUGGGUGGUGGGAAGUCUGUAUGUGCAGAAUUUCACAACAGUUGAAUCCAUCGUCGACGCAUCUAGUGGUUUUCUGAGUUCUCUUUGGCAAAUUGAUCAGUCCAUCCUUGAAGGACCAUCAGACUUAUCGGUAACGAAAUAUUACCGCCAGCUGUAUCAAGAUGUUCAAGACAAAGUUGAUGCUGGCUAUAACAAGAGCAUAACAGAUUACUGGGGGAGAGCCCUGUCAUACCAGCUUGUCAACUCGAGCGAUGGCGGGCCAGCAUAUACCUUCUCAUCCAUCGCAAACGAUACUGAGUUCGCUGCAGCGAGGGCACCCAUACCACUAAUAGUGGCAAUAGAACGGACAACGGGACAGUUGCAGAUAGCAAGCAAUUCCACCAUCUUCGAGUUCAACCCAUGGGAGAUGGGAUCCUACGAUCCAGAACUGGCCGCAUUCGCGCCCUUGAAAUAUGUAGGCUCCGAUUUCGACAAUGGUACAGUGGGACGGAAUAGAGAUUGUGUCGAGGGGGUCGACAACGCCGGAUUCGUUAUGGGGACCUCGGCGUCGCUUUUCAAUCAGGCAUUCCUUCAGAUUGAUAAAGCCGAUAAUGUUCCAGACAUUCUCAUCAAGGCUAUCAAUGAGACUCUGGCAGAUAUUGGCGACGAAAACAGAGAUAUCGCCAACUGGCCUAACCCUUUCUACAAAUACAAUCCCAAGAACAACUCGAACGCGGACAGCACGAUCCUCACCCUUGUCGACGGUGGCGAAGACCUACAAAAUAUCCCUUUUCACCCGUUGCUUUUAUCAGACCGACAAGUCGAUGUGAUAUUCGCCGUUGAUGGCUCUGCGGAUACAAUCACUCGUUGGCCAAACGGCACAUCCCUUGUAGCAACAUACAAGAGGUCUCAGGCAGGCACCUCGACACAAAAUAGCCCGUUUCCCAAAGUUCCCGAUCAAAACACGUUUGUAAAUCUUGGUCUCAAUCAGCGUCCAACAUUUUUCGGAUGCGACACCGGCUCCGACAAGUCAUCGGGACCACUCAUUGUCUACCUCCCCAACGCGCCAUACACAUACCAGUCAAACUUCACUACCUUUGACCUUGAAUAUAGUGAUAGUGAGAGGGACCAGAUAAUCACCAACGGUUAUAAUGUUGCAACUAUGGGAAAUGCCUGGUUCGCUCAGGCAUGGAUAUACCUGGUAAGUGUGUGGAUUGUUUUGCGAGAUACUGUUGGAAUGGCACGACGAACUCGACGGUACCGAGUACUUACGAGCCAGAGCUGA